GAAUCUUGCUGGAGAAAUUUCACAAGAGUUUGCCAAGCGUCAGUACGAUGACCUGCCCAUAGAUGCGCUUAUGGAGCUUGUACAACAAAUUGUUGCUUUCCACAUGAAGCACAACGCUGAACCAGAAGCUGUGGAUCUUCUGAUGGAGGUUGAAGACCUCGAUCUAUUGGUUGAACAUGUUGACUCCACUAAUUACAAGAGAACAUGCUUGUACCUUACUAGUUCUUCCAGCUACCUCCCAAGCCCAGAUGACAUUUUGGCCCUUGAUAUAGCAUAUACAAUUUAUAUGAAGUUUGAAGAUCUUGCGAGCUCUCUUCGGAUCGCUCUUCUCCUGGAUAACAUUCAGUACGUCAAGCAAAUAUUUACAUCUACAAAUGACCCCUUAUUGAAGAAGCAAUUCUCUUACAUUUGUGCGCAUCAUGGUAUUGCACUGGAGCUCGAUGAAGAAUGGGUUCCAGAUGAAGAAGAAAGAGAGCUAUUCUCCCUUGGGUCUUACCUUAUAUUACCACUAUUUUUCCUUAUGCAACCCAUUACCACUUGGUUCUUCUUUGUGAAUUACUCUUUGCAGGCAUUGGCCCUUCUAGGUGAUUUCAUUGAAAAAGAUGAUACAAUUAUCAGAAUUGGGGCAAUUUUGGGCCUGGGGAUUGCAUAUGCUGGGACAAACAAAGAUGAAUUGAGAGUUCGCCUUACUGCCAUUCUGGGAGAUUCAAAGUCACCUCUUGAGGUCCUUGUAUUUUCUGCGAUCACUCUGGGGCUCGUUCAUGUUGGUUCCUGCAAUGAAUAUAUUGCUCAAACAAUCAUUUUGGCAAUAAUGGAGCGUAGUGAAUCUGAAUUGAGUGAACCCCUUACCCGUCUCCUUCCUGUAGCUCUUGGUCUUCUAUACCUUGGCAAGCAG
Dendrobium catenatum is the source of this 895-nucleotide messenger RNA. RefSeq names its product 26S proteasome non-ATPase regulatory subunit 2 homolog A-like. The record is from RefSeq and is a predicted model, not a curated record. The annotation marks the transcript as partial. The transcript is spliced from 9 exons. NCBI's taxonomy places the organism in Eukaryota, Viridiplantae, Streptophyta, Magnoliopsida, Asparagales, Orchidaceae. Gene Ontology annotation, cellular component: proteasome regulatory particle, base subcomplex; nucleus; proteasome storage granule. Gene Ontology annotation, biological process: proteasome-mediated ubiquitin-dependent protein catabolic process.